UAUUGACGUCCUACUAUCGGAUUUCUCUCUUGAUGCUUGCAAUCAAAGAUUGUUUAAUGCUAAAUAAAUGGAAAAGGUUUUUAAUGUAAUUUGUAGUGGAUGUAAAAUUGUCCUCCAUUGAUUACUUCGAAGAAGUCAAAUACAUCAGAGGGGCUUUGGACUUUGUGCUGAGAACAGAAACUGGACUAUUUCAACGAUGAAUGCAGAGGAGUUCAGACGGUUUGGUAAGCAGAUGGUGGAUUAUGUAGCAGACUACCUGGAAAACAUCAGAGAUCGACAGCCAUUUCCAGAUGUGUCUCCAGGAUAUCUUAAAGAACUCAUUCCAGACAAAGCACCAGACGAAGCAGAAAAAUGGCAGGACGUUAUGAAGGACAUAGAAAGGGUCAUCAUGCCAGGGGUGACCCACUGGCAUUCUCCACAGUUUCACGCAUACUUCCCCACUGCCAAUUCCUAUCCAGCAAUUGUGGCGGAUAUUCUCUCGGAUGCUAUCGGCUGCAUUGGAUUUACAUGGGCUUCCAGUCCCGCAUGCACAGAAUUGGAGAUGGUGGUUUUGGAUUGGCUAGCUAAAAUGCUCGACCUUCCCGAUUGCUUUCUUCAUUCCAGUAAAGGUCAGGGAGGCGGGGUUAUACAGGGAACGGCAAGUGAAGCCACACUGGUAGCCCUUUUGUCAGCUAGAACACAACAUUUACAUCAAAUUCUUGGAGACAAGUUUAGUCACUCACCAAAUGAAGGAAUUAUUAAUAAAAUGGUGGCCUACUGUUCUGCACAGGCCCAUUCUUCUGUAGAAAGAGCAGCAUUAAUAGGAGCAGUGAAAAUACGGUUAUUGGAUACUGAUGAAAAAUACUCACUUAGAGGCGAUACGCUGCAGAGAGCAAUAGAAAAAGAUAGAGCGGAUGGACUUAUUCCAUUUUUUCUCUGCGCAACUCUUGGUACAACUUCCGUUUGUUCAUUUGAUGACGUCUUGGAAUUGGGGCUAGUUUGCAAGAAAGAAGGUCUGUGGAUGCAUAUUGAUGCAGCUUACGCUGGCAGUGCCUUUAUUUGCCCUGAAUUUAGACCUUUGCUUAAUGGAGUGGAACAUGCAAUGUCCUUCAACUUUAAUCCUCAUAAAUGGUUAAAUGUAAACUUUGACUGCUCCACUAUGUGGGUCCAGGAUAGUCGGCUAUUGAGUGAUGCCUUUAAUGUAGACCCUCUGUACCUGAAACAUGACAAUCAAGGUUCUAUACCUGAUUUUAGGCAUUGGCACAUUCCGUUGGGCAGGAGAUUUAGGUCUCUUAAAUUAUGGUUUGUUUUGCGGUUAUACGGAGUGAAAGGUCUUCAGGAGUACAUAAGAAAGGAUGUAAAACUCGCCCAUCAGUUCGAAGACUUGGUAAAGGCUGACCAGAGAUUUGAAAUAUUUGGUGACGUAGUACUGGGGUUAGUUUGCUUUAGGUUGAAAGAUUCAAACGAAGUUAACGAGAGGUUAUUAAAGGUCAUCAACUCUGACAAACGUAUACAUUUGGUGCCAUCAAAAGUCAACGGCACGUUUUUCUUAAGAUUCGCUGUGUGUGCCUCACGGACAGAAUCAAGGGAUGUAGAAUUCGCUUGGAAAGUGAUACAAGAACUAACAGAGAAAAUACAAACUUAAGGAUUCCAGUUGUGUGUUCUUUGAAGCAUUGAUGUGUUAACUCAAAUUACUUUGAAAAAUGUUUGUGUUGAGCAAUAUGACGUGCAUAGUUUAAGGAUUUGGUUAGAUAUAAUGUAUUGUGGUUAGAUUCCAUAAAUGUCUGUAGCUGUUCAGCAGAAUGAAAUCGUUGAUUGGAAAAAUGAAACAAUUCAAGUACAAAUACAUUUGAAAUAAUAAUACUUAAUUAAAGUCAUUGCCACUUCGA
This is a messenger RNA of Saccostrea echinata, 1868 nucleotides long. RefSeq names its product aromatic-L-amino-acid decarboxylase-like. Lineage: Eukaryota; Metazoa; Mollusca; Bivalvia; Ostreida; Ostreidae. The coding region runs from base 197 to 1624 and encodes 475 amino acids. Gene Ontology annotation, molecular function: aromatic-L-amino-acid decarboxylase activity; pyridoxal phosphate binding. The record is from RefSeq and is a predicted model, not a curated record. Gene Ontology annotation, biological process: catecholamine metabolic process; amino acid metabolic process; serotonin biosynthetic process. The transcript has 13 exons.